This is a messenger RNA of Coregonus sp. 'balchen', 12483 nucleotides long. The record is from the annotation of a GenBank genome assembly. Lineage: Eukaryota; Metazoa; Chordata; Actinopteri; Salmoniformes; Salmonidae.
GUUAAAUUGGUCACAUGGAUGCAACGUUGUAGCAGGUACAGGAACUUUGUGUUAAGCUCCUAUGUUCAAUAAUAUAUUUGAUCAACAUGGUGUCCUCUUAUUACUACACGAAUAACACCAUUUCAUUUUAAAUAUGAUAAUGAUUUAUCAUUCAAAUUGUCUACGUACCACAUGUCUGUAUUUAUUGGGCUUUUGUUAGCAAGCGAAAUGGCUAGCCGAAUUAGCUAACUUGCUAGCUAGGUACAAAGUAAACAACACAGAAGCGAGUGACAUACUUCAUGUUGAUGUUUACUCUCCGGUAUUUGUGUCCAUAGCAAUAGCAGGGAUGAAGAAAGGGAAUUGGCGUGACAGGGACCGAAGGCGACACGGUUACCGCUCUGACUGGCAAAGGGACAGAACACAGGAACAAAGGUAGGAUGGUGAUCAUGAUGACAAUGGCUCUCACGACCGCAGGUUGGUUGGCCCAAAUUAUGUGUAAACUACCUAGCCUUAUUUACAAGGCAAACAAAAUGGAGUUCGUUUACUUGAUCUAUCAAAUGCUGAGGGAGUUCUUGGGCCAUGAAUCUUCAUUCAGUACAUUUUAUAUGAUCUGAAUGAAAUGUAUUCCUAAACUCUGUUAUAAUCCUGCCACUGUGUGUUUGUAUUAACUGUGUAAUGGUGGCACUGUGCGUCUCCUCUCUGGACCCCAGGUAUGGCAGCAGUGAAGCGGGCCCCUCCUACAGAGACAGGACCCCAGAGAGUAGGCCUAGUCCAGCUGCUGCAGCCUCAUCCUCCUCCAGCUCUUCUGCUCCAGGUGAGUAACACUAAGACACACACCUUUCUACACGGCUAUAGAAUGACUACUUAUGAAUCAGUGCAGUCCUAAGUGCGUCACUUUUAUUUUCUUUUGAAGUAAUCACAACACACACCCAACAAUACAGACUCAAUGUCCUUUUUUUUUUCUUCUGUCCUGUCCAUGUGUACCUUGGUCCUUCCAUCUCCAGAGCUGCCAGGGUUCUACUUUGACGCCGAGAAGAACCGUUACUUUCGGCUGCUGCCGGGCCACAACAACUGCAACCCUCUGACCAGAGGGCUGCUGCAGGAGAGGGAGCAGGAGAAACACAGGGCCAGGAUGAUCACUGAGGACGAGAGGCCCAGGAAGGUACUACCACAGAGGGGGCGUUUGGUACCCUGUUGAUGGUAGAUCAGGGGCGUUUGGUACCCUGUUGAUGGUGGAUCAGGGGCCGUUUGGUACCCUGUUGAUGGUGGAUCAGGGGCCGUUUGGUACCCUGUUGAUGGUGGAUCAGGGGCGUUUGGUACCCUGUUGAUGGUAGAUCAGGGGCGUUUGGUACCCUGUUGAUGGUAGAUCAGGGGCGUUUGGUACCCUGUUGAUGGUGGAUCAGGGGCGUUUGGUACCCUGUUGAUGGUGGAUCAGGGGCGUUUGGUACCCUGUUGAUGGUAGAUCAGGGGCGUUUGUUACCCUGUUGAUGGUAGAUCAGGGGCGUUUGGUACCCUGUUGAUGGUGGAUCAGGGGGGCGUUUGGUACCCUGUUGAUGGUGGAUCAGGGGCCGUUUGGUACCCUGUUGAUGGUGGAUCAGGGGCCGUUUGGUACCCUGUUGAUGGUGGAUCAGGGGCCGUUUGGUACCCUGUUGAUGGUGGAUCAGGGGCGUUUGGUACCCUGUUGAUGGUGGAUCAGGGGCGUUUUGUACCCUGUUGAUGGUGGAUCAGGGGCGUUUGGUACCCUGUUGAAUUUAAAAUGUAUUGUAAUUUGUAUCUUACAGCCGUUUGAUGCCGUCUCUCCUUCCCAAAUUGAAAAAGACAGCAGCUCUGAAGGGUUUUCUAGUUUGUAUGUGUUGUUUCUCCCUCCAGAAAGCACCAAGAGCAGGCCUGAACUCAGCUCUGCUGCUGCAGAAAAGACACCUGGGUCUGCUGCCUGGGGUCUCGUACUGUAGGUACUGUAUCAAAAGGACACACACACACACACACACACAUAUACACACACACACACACACACACACACACACACACACACACACACAUACGCUAUUGUGUACCUUAUGAUUGUGUGUGUCUGUGUGUGUAUGUGUGUAUGUGUGUAUGUGUGUAUGUGUGUGAUUGUGUGAUUGUGUGUGUGUGUGUGCCCAGGCGGAUCCAUGAGGUGAAGGUGAGUGGGAUGAGACGUCACAGACUGGAGGUCCAGAGCUCUGACAGCAGCAGUCCCAACACAGACAACUUCAGACUCAUAGUGGUGAGUUACACACACACACACACACAUGCUCUCUAGUGACUUUUAAGCAAAACGUUGGCAAUGAUAGACUGGUGUAAACUUCCUCCUAAUUGUCCUAUUUUUUCCCCUCUUCCUCCUCUCCUCACUUUCUCUUCCUCCUCCCCUCUCUUCCUCCUACCCUCUCUUCUUCCUCCUCUCUCUCAGGGUGACUCUGCGUGUGAGCGAGUGUUCACGGUUAACGACGUGUCUCACGGAGGCUGCAAGUAUGGCAUCAUGAACUUCAGAGGCUGCAGCAGGGGCUCCCUGUCUGUUGAGAUGUGUGACAACCUCUACUUUACAAAUAGAAAGGUGAGGGAAGGAAGGAAGAUAUAGGGCUGAGGAAAACCACUACUUUACCAACAGAAAGGUGAGAUAGAGGGAAGGCUAGGGGCUGGGGAGAGAGGACUGGGGAGGAAGGCUAGGGGCUGGGGAGAGAGGACUGGGGAGGAAGGCUAGGGGCUGGGGAGAGAGGACUGGGGAGGAAGGCUAGGGGCUGGGGAGAGAGGACUGGGGAGGAAGGCUAGGGGCUGGGGAGGAAGGCUAGGGGCUGGGGAGAGAGGACUGGGGAGGAAGGCUAGGGGCUGGGGAGAGAGGACUGGGGAGGAAGGCUAGGGGCUGGGGAGAGAGGACUGGGGAGGAAGGCUAGGGACUGGGGAGAGAGGACUGGGGAGGAAGGCUAGGGGCUGGGGAGAGAGGACUGGGGAGGAAGGCUAGGGGCUGGGGAGAGAGGACUGGGGAGGAAGGCUAGGGGCUGGGGAGAGAGGACUGGGGAGGAAGGCUAGGGGCUGGGGAGAGAGGACUGGGGAGGAAGGCUAGUUUGGGAGUUGGGCAUUAGAAGCAUGCUGGAUGGUAUGAAUAUCUACCCAGGCAACUUGAACACCUAUUCUGACACUAAUCUAUGUUGUCCCUGUUUUCUACCUGUUCUGUACCUGUGUUAUAUACACUGCUCAAAAAAAGAAAGGGAACACUAAAACAACACAUCCUAGAUCUGAAUGAAUGAAAUAAUCUUAUUAAAUACUUUUUUCUUUACAUAGUUGAAUGUGCUGACAACAAAAUCACACAAAAAUUAUCAAUGGAAAUCAAAUUUAUCAACCCAUGGAGGUCUGGAUUUGGAGUCACCCUCAAAAUUAAAGUGGAAAACCACACUACAGGCUGAUUCAACUUUGAUGUAAUGUCCUUAAAACAAGUCAAAAUGAGGCUCAGUAGUGUGUGUGGCCUCCACGUGCCUGUAUGACCUCCCUACAACGCCUGGGCAUGCUCCUGAUGAGGUGGCGGAUGGUCUCCUGAGGGAUCUCCUCCCAGACCUGGACUAAAGCCAACUCCUGGACAGUCUGUGGUGCAACGUGGCGUUGGUGGAUGGAGCGAGACAUGAUGUCCCAGAUGUGCUCAAUUGGAUUCAGGUCUGGGGAACGGGCGGGCCAGUCCAUAGCAUCAAUGCCUUCCCCUUGCAGGAACUGCUGACACACUCCAGCCACAUGAGGUCUAGCAUUGUCUUGCAUUAGGAGGAACCCAGGGCCAACCGCACCAGCAUAUGGUCUCACAAGGGGUCUGAGGAUCUCAUCUCGGUACCUAAUGGCAGUCAGGCUACCUCUGGCGAGCACAUGGAGGGCUGUGCGGCCCCCCAAAGAAAUGCCACCCCACACCAUGACUGACCCACCGCCAAACCGGUCAUGCUGGAGGAUGUUGCAGGCAGCAGAACGUUCUCCACGGCGUCUCCAGACUCUGUCACGUCUGUCACGUGCUCAGUGUGAACCUGCUUUCAUCUGUGAAGAGCACAGGGUGCCAGUGGCGAAUUUGCCAAUCUUGGUGUUCUCUGGCAAAUGCCAAACGUCCUGCACGGUGUUGGGCUGUAAGCACAACCCCCACCUGUGGACGUCGGGCCCUCAUACCACCCUCAUGGAGUCUGUUUCUGACCGUUUGAGCAGACACAUGCACAUUUGUGGCCUGCUGGAGGUCAUUUUGCAGGGCUCUGGCAGUGCUCCUCCUGCUCCUCCUUGCACAAAGGCGGAGGUAGCAGUCCUGCUGCUGGGUUGUUGCCCUCCUACGGCCUCCUCCAUGUCUCCUGAUGUACUGGCCUGUCUCCUGGUAGCGCCUCCAUGCUCUGGACACUACGCUGACAGACACAGCAAACCUUCUUGCCACAGCUCGCAUUGAUGUGCCAUCCUGGAUGAGCUGCACUACCUAAGCCACUUGUGUGGGUUGUAGACUCCGUCUCAUGCUACCACUAGAGUGAAAGCACCGCCAGCAUUCAAAAGUGACCAAAACAUCAGCCAGGAAGCAUAGGAACUGAGAAGUGGUCUGUGGUCACCACCUGCAAAACCAGUCCUUUAUUGGGGGUGUCUUGCUAAUUGCCUAUAAUUUCCACCUGUUGUCUAUUCCAUUUUCACAACAGCAUGUGAAAUGUAUUGUCAAUCAGUGUUGCUUCCUAAGUGGACAGUUUGAUUUCACAGAAGUGUGAUUGACUUGGAGUUACAUUGUGUUGUUUAAGUGUUCCCUUUAUUUUCUUGAGCAGUGUAUAUACACACACACACACACACACACACACACACUACCGGUCAAAAGUUUAUAGAACACCUACUCAUUCAAGGGUUUUUCUUUAUUUGUACUAUUUUCUUCAUUGUAGAAUAAUAGUUACACCUUAACACCUCCUCCUCCAUGCUUCACGGUGGGAACCACACAUGCGGAGAUCAUCCAUUCACCUACUCUGCGUCUUACAAAGACACGGCGGUUGGAACCCAAAAUCUCAAAUUUGGACUCAUCAGACCAAAGGACAGAUUUCCACCAGUCUAAUGUCCAUUGCUCGUGUUUCUUGGCCCAAUCAGGUCUCUUCUUCUUAUUGGUGUCCUUUGGUAGUGGUUUCUUUGCAGCAAUUCAACCAUGAAGGCCUGAUUCACGCAUUUUCCUCUGAACAGUUGAUGUUGAGAUGUGUCUGUUACUUGAACUCUAUGAAGCAUUUAUUUGGGCUGCAAUUUGAGGUGCAGUUAACUCUAAUUAACUUAUCCUCUGCAGCAGAGGUGACUCUGGGUCUUCCUUUCCUGUGGUGGUCCGCAUGAGGGCCAGUUUCAUCAUAGCGCUUGAUGGUUUUUGCGACUGCACUUGAAGAAACUUUCAAAGUUCUUGACAUGUUCCGUAUUGACUGACCUUCAUGUCUUAAAGUAAUGAUGAACUGUCGUUUCUCUUUGCUUAUUUGAGCUGUAUUUUUGGACUUGGUCUUUUACAAAAUAGGACUAUCUUCUGUAUAUCCCCCCUACUUUGUCACAACACAACUGAUUGUCUCAAACGCAUUAAGAAGGAAAUAAAUUCCACAAAUUAACUUUUAACAAGGCACACCUGUUAAUUUAAAUGCAUUCCAGGUGACUACCUCAUGAAGCUGGUUGAGAGAAUGCCAAGAGUGUGCAAAGCGGUCAUCAAGGCAAAGGGUGGCUACUUUGAAGAAUAUAACAUAUAUUUUGAUUUGUUUAACACUUUUUUGGUUACUACAUGAUUCCAUAUGUGUUAUUUCAUAGUUUUGAUUUCUUCACUCUUAUUCUACAAUGUAAAACAUAGUAAAAAAUAAAGAAAAACCCUGGAAUGAGUAGGUGUGUCCAAACUUUUGACCGGUACUGUGUAUAUAUAUGAAUGUUUUCUGUGUGUUUCAGGUGAACUCUAUCUGCUGGGCCUCCGUCACCCACCCUGACUCACACGUCCUGUAUCCUUCAUACACAAUGCAGUUAAGACUGGGAUGCUACACAAUGUGCUUUAUGACCCUGCACCCCAUAGCGGAUGCAUCCGGUUUACAGGAGAUACAGCUCAUUCAACCAAGCUUCCUUCUCCACUGAAAACCAGGCGUGGGAACUCCGCUCAGGCGUUUAUUUUUUUACGCCUGUUACGUUAGGGUUAAUGACCCUGUCUAGUCACUGUAGUUUGUCCCACGGGGUCAAAGGUCUCAGCAUGUUGGUGUUCAGACCGUUGUCAGUACCUGUGCUUAGAGUGGUGUUGGGUUAGUGUUUCCUUGACUCCAGUGUUCAGCCUGUGUCUGGUGGGCAUGGCAGAGACUCCUGGCUGUGUCAGUUUACUACCAGCUUCUCUCUUCAGCAACUCCAACCCAGGUAACCGUUUUCAUAUACUUCUCUCAGAACAUGCUUUCCUUUUUCCAUGACAUUUUACUGUAAAAUAUAAUGCCCAUAUAUUUAAUGUUGAGCACAUUUGUUAUUUUUUCCCUCUCCCCCCCUCCUCCUCCUCCCUCUCCUCCUCCCUCUUCUCCUCCUCCCUCUUCCCCCCCUCCUCUCUUCUCCCCAUCCCCAUCCUCCUUCUCUCUCCUCCCCUUCCUCUCUCCUCCACCCUCUUCCCCCCCUCCUCUCUCCUCCCUCUUCCCCCCCUCCUCUCUCCUCCCUCUUCCCCCCCUCCUCUCUCCUCCCCAUCCCCCUCUCUCCUCCCCAUCCCCCUCCUCCUUCUCUCUCCUCCACCACCUCCUCUCCAGACCAACCGGGGAUGCUGUGUAGUUUUAAGAUAUCUACAGCCUGGUCCUGUGCCUGGUGUCUCAACCCUCAGGCUGACAAAACCUUCAGCACUGGUUAGUUUGAUGCCUACCAUAAUCUUUUACCAAUGUAUUAGCAUUUUACACUCUGUAAUGUUAGUACUACUGUAGCAAGCAACACCUUCCAGUUGACCAUUUUAUACAAUGUUCCCACAUGAAACAUCUCACUGAAACUUGCCUGUUCAUGUUUCAAUAUUAAUAACAACAGAUCAUUUUAUGACGAUGACAUUCUGUUCUUCUUCGUACUGUUCCUUUUAUACACAUGUAUAGAACAGUAGUUACAGGUUAAAUGUCUUUUCUCUUUACAUAGAACUUACAGUGCAUUCGGAAAGUAUUCAGACCCCUUCUCCACAUUUUGUUACAUUACAGCCUUAUUCUAAAAUGGAUUUAAAAAAUAAUAAUUAUCAUCAAUCUAAACAUAAUACCCCAUAAUGACAAAGUGAAAACAGGUUAUAGACAUUUUUGCAAAUUUAUUAAGUAUUCAGACCCUUUGCUAUGAGACUCGAAAUUGAGCUCAGGUGCGUCCUGUUUCCAUUGGUCAUCCUUGAGAUGUUUCUACAACUUGAUUGGAGUCCACAUGUAUUAUACUCAAUUGUUUGGACAUGAUUUGGUAAGGCACACACCCACAGUUGACAGUGCAUGUCAGAGCAAAAACCAAGCCAUGAGAUGGAAGGAAUUGUCGGUAGAGCUCCGAGACAGGUUUGUGUCAAGGAACAGAUCUGGGGAAGGGUACCAAAACAUUUCUGCAGCAUUGAAGGUCCCCAAGAACACAGUGUCCUCCAUCGUUCUUAAAUGGAAGAAGGUUGGAACCACCAAGACUCUUCCUAGAGCUGGCUGUCCGGCCAAACUGAGCAAUCGGGGGAGAAGGGCCUUGGUCAGGGAGGUGACCAAGAACCCGAUGGUCACCCUGACAGAGCUCCAUAGAACCUUCCAGAAGCCCAACCAUCUCUGCAGCACUCCACCAAUCAGGCCUUUAUGGUAGAAUGGCCAGACGGAAGCCACUCCUCAGUAAAAGGCACGACAGCCCGCUUGGAGUUUGCCAAAAGGCACCUAAAGGACUCUCAGACCAUGAGAAACAAGAUUCUCUGGUCUGAUGAAACCAAGAUUGAACUAUUUGGCCUCUGAAUACCAAGCGUCACGUCUGGAGGAAACCUUGCACCAUCCCUACGGUGAAGCAUGGUGCUGGCAGCAUCUUGCUGUGGGGAUGUUUUCCAGCGGCAGGGACUGGGAGACUAGUCAGGAUCGAGGCAAAGAUGAACGGAGCAAAGUACAGAGAGAUCAUUGAUGAAAACCUGCUCCCGAGUGCUCAGGACCUCAGACUGGGGCGAAGGUUCACCUUCCAACAGGACAACGACCCUAAGCACACAGCCAAGACAACGCAGGGGUGGCUUCAAGACAAGUGUCUGAAUGUCCUUGAGUGGCCCAGCCAGAGCCCGGACUUGAACCCGAUCGAACAUCUCUGGAGAGACCUGAAAACAGCUGUGUAGCGACGCUCCCCAUCCAACCUGACAGAGUUUGAGAGGAUCUGCAGAGAAGAAUGGGAGAAACUCCCCAAAUACAGGUGUGCCAAGCUUGUAGCGUCAUACCCAAGAAGACUCGAGGCUGUAAUCGCUGUCAAAGGUGCUUCAACAAAGUACUGAGUAAAGGGUCUGAAUACUUAUGUAAAUGUCAUAUUUCAGUUUUAAAUUUUUUAUAAAUUUGCAAACAUUUCUAAAAACCUGUUUUUGCUUUGUCAUUAUGGGGUAUUGUGUGUAGCUGUAACGUAACAAAAUGUGUGAAAAGUCAAGGGGUCUGAAUACUUUCCGAAUGCACUGUAUACACUGGUCUGGUGGCCAUUUUGAAAAGCACCAUUUGAGUGACUGUUUCCCGUUCUGUCUCCUGUGGUCUUUUCCCUGUCUGUCUGUCUGUUGUCAGGUCUGUCUCGCAGGGUGAUAGUGACGGACGCAGUGACGGGCAGGAGACAGACGUAUGGCAUCGGCAGUGAUGUGCUGGCACAGCAGUUUGCCCUCAGGGUGAGUUAGUGGCGCCAUGGCACAACAGAGACAUGGCAUUCACUUUUAGAUUCAUUGUCACAAAAACUGUAACUAAAACUGGUGAGAAGCUGAUAAUUUUUAAGUGUGUGUCUGUGCGUGGGUGUGUGUGUGAGAGAGAUGAACAGAUUGAGGGGCGCUUCUCAAACUUCUUUAUUAUUGACCUUCAGAGUUUUUAACAUGCCCUUUUCUCCCUCCCCCUCUCUCUCCCCCCUCCCCAUUCCUCCCCCUCUCCCCCAUUCCUCCCUCCCCAUUCCCCUCCCACGCCCCCCUCCAUUCCCCUCCCACGCCCCCCUCCAUUCCCCUCCCACGCCCCCCUCCAUUCCCCUCCCACGCCCCCCUCCAUUCCCCUCCCACGCCCCCCUCCAUUCCCCUCUCCCCUCCCCCCUCCCCCUCUCCCUCCUCCCCCUCUCCCUCCUCCUCCAUUCCCCUCUCCCCCCUCUCCUUCCCCCUCCUCUCCCUCUCCUUCCCCCUCCCCUCUCCCCCCCUCCCCCCUCUCCCUCUCUCCCCCUCCCUCUCCCUCUCCCUCCCUCCCCCUCCCUCCCCCUCCCUCUCCCCCUCUCCCCUCCCUCUCCCCCUCCCCUCCCCCUCCCCCCUCUCACCUCCCCUACCUCCACGACAUCUUCCUCUCCCUCUCAGGGCGAUCCGGACCACACUAAGCUGUAGGUCAGGAAAUCUCUACACCUCGUACAAGAGACAGACGACCACAACACCUAACCUGCAGGUCUACUACAGACCUGACACACAACACUCCGUACGAAACACAGGAUACACACACACACGCACGACAUGAGACACACAACCACACACACUGGGACAGGUCACACACACACCACACCACACACCACACAACACACACACACACACACACUGGACAGGUCACACACACACACACACCACACUACAUCACACACACACACACACACCACACACACACACACAACACACACACACACACACUGGGACAGGUCCACACACACACACACACCACUGACAGUCACACACACAACCACUGGACAGUCACACACACACACACACACACACACCCACACACCCACUGGGACAGGUCAAACACACACUGGGACAGGUCACACACAACACUGGGACAGGUCAAACACACUGGGACAGGUCACACACACUGGGACAGGUCACACACACUGGGACAGGUCACACACACGGGACAGGUCACACACACACACACACACACACACACACACACACACACACACACAACACACUGGGACAGGUCACACACACACACACACACACACACUGGGACAGGUCACACACACACACUGGGACAGGUCAAACACACUGGGACAGGUCACACACACACACACACACACACGGACAGGUCACACACACUGAGACAGGUCACACACACACACACACGGACAGGUCACACACACUGGGACAGGUCACACACACUGGGACAGGUCACAUACACACUGGGACAGGUCACACACACACACUGGGACAGGUCACACACACACACACACACACACACACACACUGGGACAGGUCACACACACACACUGGGACAGGUCACACACACAUAUACUGGGACAGGUCACACACACAAGUGUGGUAAAGUUAAGCCUUAUCCGACUCUGUUUUACCUGUGUGUUGAUAUGUGUCUCACUGCAGAUCAAGCUGUGGGAUGUUCGAGUAACAAAACCAGUGCAGAAGUACGAGGGCCAUCAUAAUGAACACGCCUACUUACCCCUCCACAUCAAUGAACCUGAGGGACUGCUGAUGGCUGGUAGGUUACAGGACCUUACUGCUGAUGGCUGGUAGGUUACAGGACCUUACUGCUGAUGGCUGGUAGGUUACAGGACCUUACUGCUGAUGGCCGGUAGGUUACAGGACCUUACUGCUGAUGGCCGGUAGGUUACAGGACCUUACUGCUGAUGGCCGGUAGGUUACAGGACCUUACUGCUGAUGGCCGGUAGGUUACAGGACCUUACUGCUGAUGGCCGGUAGGUUACAGGACCUUACUGCUGAUGGUUGGUAGGUUACAGGACCUUACUGCUGAUGGCCGGUAGGUUACAGGACCUUACUGCUGAUGGCUGGUAGGUUACAGGACCUUACUGCUGAUGGCCGGUAGGUUACAGGGCCUUACUGCUGACUGCUGGUAGGUUACAGGGCUUAACUUCUCUUCAAGAGGAAUGAAAAUUCAGGUUACUACUUUUUGAUCACUUCAACUCAGUAAUUAUUCCAGGGAAGGGAAUGCACUCACUUUAAGUCUCUCUGGAUACGUGUAGAGAAGGCCACUCAACUUGUACUGCACUGACUCAGAUGACACAUGAUUGGUCAAAAGAAAUGGAUAAUAAAAUGAUAGUUGGAGCUCUAUUGAUAGAUUUUAAGUGUAGCCUUUGAUGUUAUUGAUCAUACAUUUUGAUGAAGAAACUCACUUGCUAUAUGGCUUUACAUCACCUGCCAUCACAUGGUUGGAGAGUUAUUUAUCCAAUAGAACCCAGAGAGUGUUCUUUGAUGGAAGCUUCUCUAACGGUGUCCCUCAGGGCAGUAGCCUUGGGCCGUUACGCUUCUCUUUGUUUUACAAAUGAUUUGCCACUGGUCUUACACAAAGCUAGAAUGACUGUAUGAGGAGGAUUCCACACUCAACAUGUCAGCACCCAAAGCCAAUUAGCUCACUGAAAUUCUAAAUAAGGAGUUAGUCAGUGUCAUAAUGGGUGAUUAAUAAUAAACUGGUCUUAAAUACAUCUAAAACUAAAAGCAUUGUAUUUGGUCAAGUGCAGCCAAGAAAGACCUAGCAAAGCUGCAGCAUGCUCAAAACAGAGCAGCAUGCCUUGCCCUUAACGCCACAAACAAAGCUAACUUCAACAACAUGCAUGCCAGUCUUUCCUGGUUGAGGGCUGACGAGAGAUUAACUGCUUCUCUUCUAGUUUUUAUGAUACAGAUUAUUGUGAUGAUAAAUUCCAGAUUGCCUGCAUAAUCAAAUAACAUUCAGCUCAGACACCCAUACAUUCCCCACAAGACAUGCCACCAGGGGUCUCUUCACAGUCCCGAAGUCCAAAACGAAUUCACGGCAAUGCACAGUAUUAUACAGAUCCAUGAAACUCCCUUCCAUCUCCAAAUAGUCAAGCAAACAGCAAAAUGACCUUUUAGAAAACGGAUUAAACAACAUCUCGUGGAACAGCGGGCACUGUGAGGGGGCCCACACAUUCGUUUUUAGUUGUAUUGUUUGUGUAUCGUAUUUUAAAUGUGUGUGACUGUCCUCGUCUAUCAAUGUUUUGUUACAUGUCAUGUUUUUUUUUUAUAUUUGUGGACUCCAGAAAAAGUAGCUGAUGCUUCUGCAAAAGUUAACGAGGAUCCAAAUAAACAUUUUUAAAAAGUGUCUGCUAAAUGACUAAAAUGUCCAUGAAAGGAGGAAAGAAAAGUAUCCAGACAAUAUCUUACCCUCUUCAUUUAUGUCUUCUCCAGUGGGUCAGGACUGCUACACCCGUCUGUGGUCUCUGGGGGACGGCAAGCUCCUGAGGACCAUCCCAUCUCCCCACCCUGCAGGGAAGGACCUGAUCCCCAGCGUGGUCUUCUCCUCCCAGCUAGGAGGCAGCAGAGGCCUGCCUGGUCUCCUCAUGGCUGUUAGGCACGAUCUGUACUACUUCCCUUAUAACAGUGACUACCAGGAGGGAGGAGGGGUUGUAGCAGAGGCAGCCUGCUAGGGGAGGGCU